GGUGUCUCCAAGAGGGUCAAGUGCGAUACACUUAGUUACUUGAGACCCACUCAUUUCGUUCUGAUCACAAUACGAUAUCAGCAUUACCUUGACUAAGGCAAACACUCUUCAAUUUCUUCAUCGCCUGAUUAGUGUUGUUCAAACUGUUCUGUGCAAGUAUCGAUGCAGUGUUUUUUUUUUAGAAUUUAUACCAUUAUUUCAUUCCUGGUUGUUGUUGAUAAAGGCUUUCAUCACGUCAAGUAAUGCCACAUUCAUGGUAAACGCGCAUGCGCCAUAUCGCGAUAUACCUCCAACUUUCACAAAAGUAAAUUACACCUAUAAAUGCAAGCAGAAAGAUCACUUGAGGAUUUCCACCAAACUUUCAUUUAACUUGUUGACGCCAAGAACAUCAUCACGACUUCCAGUUUGAUUCUCGGCGGCUUUGAAACACUGACAUUUCCACUUCAACAAGAUUGAAAGUGUAUCUGCGCCAUGAGGAUCCUUAUGCUGAUAAUUGCUGUCGCCACGACAACCAUGUGCAACGCCAAAUACAGCUGCCCUCAAUUUUGGAAUAUGUUCGAGGGGAACUGCUACCGUUACCAGGGGGAUAGACUGACCUGGUCGGCUGCUGAAGCUAGAUGUAAUGAAUACUUCACCACCAAGGGAAUGGGACAUCUCGCCUCUGUCCUGAAUCUCGAAGAGAACCGAUUCAUCUACGAACUCUUCAAAUCCAGCGUGGACAUUAACAACAUACCAGACUGGGAGUAUGAUAUAGAAGCUCGUAAUCCAGUGUAUGGAAUAUGGAUUGGUCUUCAUCAGACUGUGGCAGACGGAUCCUGGGUGAACUCUGAUGGUAAGACACAAGGUAGAUUCGAGAGGUGGAUUGAAGGAGAGCCCAACAACAAUUAUUACGAUCAUUCACAGGUGGAAGACUGCGUCCACAUUUGGCGUUUGAGAGAUGACUCUGACAUUGCUCAAAGAUGGAACGAUAUGUACUGCAACGAGGUGAUGUCUUUCGUCUGUAAGAUGCCAGCGAACGAAUUCUAAACCCAGCUGAUAGUGAAAGAUGAUAGUCAGAAAUAAGACGACAUAUUAUUCGAUAGGCUAAUUCUCUGCCCCCCCCCCAAAAAAAUAAUCAGAAUCAUUCAAUAAUUUACUAGUAGUCGUUAUAAAAUCUAAUCCUCUUUUCUAAGUAGUUCGUUCCGCUGUUCCUCCCCUUCUCUCACAAAAUCCAUUUUGAUAUGUUUUUUAAAGUACGUUUGAUAAGAUUCCUACAAAGAGUAUGUGAACCAAAAUAAGAAUUUUAGGGGGGUUAUUUAGUUAAUUAAAGCAAUUCUUUUUUUAUUUUACGCAUAAAUUAGUAUAAUGCAUUAGCAAAGAGAUUUUUCGCAAAAUUUGAUCAUAUAUAUAUAUAGUUUUGUAGAUUAUGCAAUGGGUAAAGCACGUGCCAAUUUUCGUGGCGAUCGCGUGAUCGACGUCCAAGAUCAUAAGGGGGGGGGGGGGUGCUGAAUCAGCCCCCCAGUCUUCUUAAGCGUCCAAAUAGCCCUAAGAUCCUAAAAUUCUGACCUUCUUCAUUUUCGGUUUUCUAAUUAAUCAAGGGGGAAUGAGCUUUUGCUCUUAUCGGACCAACUCUCAAAAAUGCAAAGCCUGUAAUUUACAGUUUAAGGGCAACCUGAAGAUCCUAACGUGUGUUUGAAUGGUAGCCCCACCCCACUCUCUUUCUAUCUCGUUUUCAAAUUCUGUCUUCUUAAAGUGUCUGAGCAUGUUUAUCAAAGUUAAAACGACACUCUUGAAAUAUCACGUAUUAUCAUUAUCAUUCGUAUCAUUAUUUUUACUUUUGCAGCGGGUUUAUGGAUGCUAUUAAAACUUCUGCAACAAGCAUGAUCCUAAUCAAAAUGAAA
Lytechinus pictus (painted urchin) is the source of this 1880-nucleotide messenger RNA. RefSeq names its product alpha-N-acetylgalactosamine-specific lectin-like. The transcript has 3 exons. Gene Ontology annotation, molecular function: signaling receptor activity. The record is from RefSeq and is a predicted model, not a curated record. The coding region runs from base 472 to 1026 and encodes 184 amino acids. NCBI's taxonomy places the organism in Eukaryota, Metazoa, Echinodermata, Echinoidea, Temnopleuroida, Toxopneustidae.